AGUACUGCACAUUGAACGUUUCCUCGGUGACGAGUCAAAAUGGUGGCGCGAUGUGCUUCGAGGAAGUCUGCCUGGAUGACGGGAUGAGCUAAGAUGGUGGCCCACGCCUAAAUAAACGACUUUCCAUAAGGGCUCUGUUACAAAGCGUCGUAGCCCGCGAGGAGGUGGAAACGGUCGUCAGAUAGUGAAUACCACUGAGAGAACUGACGGGGUUUAUUUGUUUGUUUUGUUGAGGGUUUUUUUUGCGCCACACGUUUUGACCAUAUUUCUAGCCUACAUUGUGUCAAGUGCAAGUGAGCCGACUUCAUGACUGAACCACUCGCUAUGGCUUCCUCCACACCAAACGAAAUCAUGUGCAGUCGAUGUAAGAAAAUGAGAUCGGAGGUGUUAGUGUCGAAGCCGCACUAUGAUGGCGGAGCGGUGGCUCGGGGGCUCCAGCAGGAGCAAGGGGCCCCUUUCGAGCCGUCCGCGGGCUUAGCUACCGCGGGCUUCCGCUCCGCUAAAUACACCCCGGCCGAGUGGUUCUCCGGCUACGGCAGCCUCCUCCAGCAGGCCGGCGCCGACCAGCUCGCGGCCCACACCGUCCAGGAAGAGUCCAGGCUCCUGCGCAAGGACACCGAGGCCACCGCUGAGCAAACCCAGACCGACGGGACCCGCCUGCUGGGAGAGAGGCUGCAGGACAUCCACCGCUGGAAGUCGGAGCUGCAGGAGCACAUCGGCCGGCUGCUGUCCGACACGACAGCCCUGCAGGCGCUCAAGAUGAGGCUGGAGAGGGCGCUGGACGCCACGGAGACUCCCUUCGCCAUCGCCGUCGAUAACCUGACCUGCAGGAGCCGACGACUGGGGCCAGACCUGGUCCGGGACUGUGUGGAGGAGGAGCUGCUCAAGGAAGUGGACUUGAUCAGGAGUGUACAGGGCCUUCUGAAGAGAACCAUUGCCCAGGUUGCUACUCAGAUCAAGUUGAACAGCGAUGCCAAGCAGUCGUUGGAGUUUGACUGGUCAGAUAAGUACGAGGCCUAUGCCUUGGACCUCCAAUGUGGUAGAUUCACUAACAAGAGUACAGAUACACAGCACCACGCCAUUUCAGCCGCCAUGGUGGAGCAGAUGUCGAAUGUCCCUUCAUGGAUAAAGUUCACACAAGACAACCUCUACAGGGCCUUCCGGGAGGAACAGGCCACUAAGGAUCUCAGUGAGUUGGGGCAGCAGGUGCUACUGGACACCACUAAGGACCUGAGAGUCCAAUGCUCCAAUGUGGACCAAGCCUUCCUACAACGCUGUGCAGAACAGAUGGAUGCCAAGAUCCAGCUAGAGAUGCAGUUCAAGCAGACCUUGGCGCAGAUUGGAGCUCAGGAGAGAAACAUUGUGGCUCUGCAGAAGGCCAUCGACGAUAAAGAUGCCCCGCAGAGAGUGGCUGAGUCCAGGCUAUACCGCCACUAUCUGAGACCCAACAUGGAGCUCUGCAGGGAUGAACCCCAGAUGAGCUUGGAAGGGGAGGUGAGGGAGAUUGAUGCCACCCUGGCAUCUCUGCAGCAACAACUGAGCGAUGCCCGCAGCUCACUGUCCCACCUGGAGGAGACCCGCAUGGCGCUCGAGAAGGACAUUAUGUGUAAAUCCCACUCACUAUUCAUCGAAAGAGAGAAAUGCAUGAAUCAACGCAAAUUGUAUCCAACAAUCUCUACACUCUCUGGGUACUGAACAAAUCAUGUUUGCUUUGAUGUGGCUCUUUUAAAAGAGUCGUGGAUUGUAUGUAGUGGGUUUAUUUUCCAUUUGCAGUGUUAGGAACCGCAACCACAUACUCAUUACCGAAGAUGGGCCGAUGUACACUGCACUGCCUUUAAAAAGUCACUAAUAUUUAUUUGUUGGACCGCCUUAAGCCUAAUGAUAGAAUUCAUUAAUCCUGAGAUCAUUUCAACAAGCAUAUGAAGGUCCGAACUUUUAUUUCCAAACAGAACUACAUUUCAGCACAUAGGGCUUAAGGUGUGAACUCUGGGUGGUCACUCAUGUGUUUCGAAAUGAAAGUAUGUUUCAUGCUCCCACUCUCUGAACCCGGAACCCCUCUUCACUCUUUGAGUAUGAAUAUGUCUCUGGGGUCAGGAAAGAAAGAGUUCAGUUUUCAUCAUUGUUAAACCCCAAUAGCAAGCCCUACACUACACCCUACACCAUCAGUGACUAUAUAUAUAUUUAAAUAUGCCCCACAGAUGCUCUAGACAUAGCCAGUCCACAUUCAUUGCUCGCUCAAUUAACUGUAGCUGCUGGCAGUAUUUGUGCAGCCCCACACCAUUACGCUUCAAACAACAUGCAUGACAAAAGGCCCCUGGUUGCUGCCACACACGCUUGACACAUCUCAACCAAAUGAAUUUAUCAAACCCCAGGACAAGGUACCAGUGAUCUUCAUCCCAUAGUCUGCUUGUUUUCAGCAAACUGUUUGCAGACCUUCCUGUGCUUCAUCUUUUGAAAAGGACAACCCAAAGACAACCUUUGGCUCGGACCUUCCCUGGUCGACCAUGGCGAGGCUUGUUCUGAGUAAAACCUGUCCUGUCAAACCUCUGUAUGUUGUUGACCACUGUGCUACACCAGAGUCUUAUAGCCUAGGCCACCCUUUUGAAGAGCUAUAAUUUGUAAUAAUAUAUAAUCUUUUUUAAGGUCCUUUGACAGUUUUUUGCCAUGAGGCACCAUAUUAAAAUACCAGUGACGAGUGUAAGAGUGUGAGAGUUUAAUACACUUGCUCCUCAUUCACAACUGAGAACUUGCAACACUAUCGAACCACAUGAUAUCAGGGAGGAAAAAUGGAAAAUUGGGCCUGAUUUUGAUGUUUUCACUUUGGGGGUGUAACUUUAUUUUAUUUUUAUUUUUUUGCCAGCGGUUUAGAGAAUGGCUGUAUGACUUAUUUUGAGGGCAAAGUACAUUUUCACUGACAUACAAGUUGUAUCCUGACUUCAUCAUAGCAAAGGAUCAAUUACUCCAGUGUUGUCCAGUCAAAAGCUAUCAUAACAUAUUUACAAAAAUAUGAGGGGUGCACUCAGUUUUGUGAGGUACUAUAACAAUAUUAGUAGUGUUUAUUGUUGCAGGCUUUUAAUUGGACACUUGUGAAGUUAUGCCAUGUCUCUUAAGGAAUGAGAAGGAUGAGUGCAGUUAUUGCAUAAAUUUGUGUUAUCUGUAUCGGUUUUAGUAAUCUGUUACAAAGGAUUAUUUGUUACUCAAAUGGUACCCUGUGGACAAUAAGCAGCAACCUGUUUUUUAUAGAUGAAGAUGUCAUAUAUUUUUACAAUACGCUACAGCAGUAUUUUGGUCUUCAUAAAUAUCAAUCUUUUCGAUUAUCAUGUGCAGGAAGAACUAAGUGGGUAAGAGUCAGAGCUUUCCAUGAAAUGUGAAUUAUGUGUUAUCAAAAACAAUUAAGUCCUGUAGGCGAAACAAGAGUAGUGCUUAUCUGUGUGUUUUUUCUCUGCUAGUGUUGUUUUUUUGUUUUGUUUUCUGGUUGAUAUUAAUGUCAUUUGAAUUCUUUCAAUAAUUACCACAUAAUCAA
Phyllopteryx taeniolatus (common seadragon) is the source of this 3523-nucleotide messenger RNA. It is a transcript of the gene tekt4, whose product is annotated as tektin 4. Bases 307 to 1695 code for a protein of 462 amino acids. NCBI's taxonomy places the organism in Eukaryota, Metazoa, Chordata, Actinopteri, Syngnathiformes, Syngnathidae. Gene Ontology annotation, cellular component: microtubule cytoskeleton; sperm flagellum; nucleus. Gene Ontology annotation, biological process: cilium movement involved in cell motility; cilium assembly. The transcript has 8 exons. The record is from RefSeq and is a predicted model, not a curated record.